This is a messenger RNA of Seminavis robusta, 4412 nucleotides long. The record is from the annotation of a GenBank genome assembly. Lineage: Eukaryota; Bacillariophyta; Bacillariophyceae; Naviculales; Naviculaceae.
GAGGUGGCAGACACUACUGGCAUGACCACACAGUGGGGUGUUACACCGAUGGCACACAGACACGCUGGCUCACCCCCGCACCACCAGCAAGGACGCGGCAGAUCCAUCGUCGCAGCCACCUCCACUCGUCGAAGCCACCUACUAAUCCAAGCCUCGAUCUGGUCUGUGCUGCCAGUAUCGUACUGCGGCUCUGUCUAGCUAGCUUGCUGUUGGUAGACAGCUCUUCGUUGUCAAAAGAGUCUGUUGUAGCUAGCUCGUUUACUAUAGAGCCAAUCGGUUACCGCUGCCAUGAGUGCUUCGACGACGAGCAAGAAGCUGAAUGGCGAUAGCCAACCAGCAGAAGCAGCAGCAGGAGACGACGACGAGUUGAUGGGUUGGGCUGAUGACGAUGAGAAGACAACAACGCUGAUCGCGAACGAUUGAUAUCCAAUCGAGAGCUCAGCGAGUGUGAUCGAGAGGAACUCCAUUUGAUAGGCCACGUCCAAGGGAAUGCAGGGCACACAAUGUUCAUAUCCAGCCCUGAGGCCAAGAUAUUGGCAUGUGACUCCAUGAUCCGUCGGAUACCCUGGGUCAGGAGAUGGGGCGGUAACAAGAGACCGUCGAGCGCCAUUAGUCAGGAGGAAGAUGAAAUCCCUGAACCUGCUCCGGCGACAGAAAACAAUCGGAAAAAACCUCCACCUUUUAGAAACCACAAGGUAGUAGUAUCAUCCGCACCCUCGCAAGACCAGCCAGUGGCAGAAUCAUCAUCACAACAGCAACAACAAACUCGUCAACCUACUAAGCAAGCACGAAAGCAACAGCAUUCUCAGGACCAGCAAGAUCAACAAGAACGAAUAAGACAACAAAAAGAUGUAGAGUCCUUAAUAGGGACCCCCCUGCAAGACUGGGUGCCUUUCGAUCUCUACACCAAAAUCACCAAUGAAGUUGAGACUAUGAAGAAAGCCAAGUCCACGAGAACGUUCCUCUUCUACGAACACAGAAAAGAUGCUUACGCAAUAUCCUUGUCCACCACAACACGCGCUUUUGAAAAUAUAUGUAUCGAAAUAGAGGAGGUUGAGUCUACGGAAGCCGCUGGCGAAUUCUACAAUACACUGGUGUCGUUAGGAAGAGUUAUGGAGUUUUAUGCAGACGAAAAGGUCAUCAAAAACGCCUGUGACACUGUUUUCAAGCUACUCGAACACUACGAUCGAGGCAUGGUCUAUCGCUUCAAUGAUGACAACUCCGGGGAAGUCAUACAUGAAAUCAAAAAGGAUAAGGUCACAACCUCGUACAUUGGAAUGCGCUUUCCCGCUUCCGACAUUCCACUUCCGGCGAGGAAACUCUACAUCAAGAACGGACUGAGAUAUAUUGAAAACGUGGAUGCAAGAGACAUACCAAUCAUCACAGCCGAAGAAAACGGACAAAUGGACCUGUCGCACUGUCGGAUGAGAGCCGUUUCCAAACCGCAUCUCGUCUAUCUCAAGAACAUGGGAAUCGUAUGCUCCUUGUCUGUGGCUAUUGUUGUGGACGGGGACCUUUGGGGUCUCCUCGCCUUCCAUGGGUAUUCGAGACCCUUUAGGCCGUCCUUGCACCAACGAAUAGCUUGCGAAACGAUCAAUUCGAUGGUUUCCGUCAAGGUGGAAUCGAUCAUGAAAAAGGCACAGAGCGUUAGAGUCAUUGAAUUGUCAGAGGCACUCAUCAAGUGGGAUCCAAAUGAAGACGUUGCCUGCAAUAUUUCCAACUUAGGGGCCGCCUUGCUACACAUUCUAGAUGCAGACGUGUUGGUCGCAAGGGUGUAUGAUGCUGCCAAAGAGAAUCCCCAAACGGUCGUAGUUGGCGAUGAGAGCUUGGUACCAAGGGAUGUACUCUGGGAGCAUUUUGCCGCAAAAUCGCCUAGGGAGGUUUACGCUACCGACACGCGAAAAGCAAUCACGGACAUGGGUCUGACCAUGACGGACUGUCCGGCGAGUGGCGUUGCCUAUUAUCGUGAUGGACUUGUGCAGGUCAUGAUGGGACGGGGACUGCGCUCGAAAGAUGUGAUUUGGGCCGGCAAUCCUGACGAGCCAAAAUUGAGAAUCGGAGGAAUCCUUUGUCCGAGAAACUCCUUUGACACGUUCAUGGAGAAGGCAAGGAAGGAAUCUAGGUCGUGGUCCGCAUCUGAUAUCCAUGUAUUUCAGGCGUUCAUGGGUCGAGUUUGCGAGCGUUCUCACAAGCGGAUGAUGACGAUGCUUAGGACGGGGAUCAAAGACGCCAACGUGAAGUACUUCAACGCAAUCAACAGAGCCAAGGAAAACUGCGAGUUUUUUGCUCAAAUGAGUCACGAAAUUCGCACGCCUUUCCAUGGAGUAAUGGGCUGCCUUAACAUCCUAAAUGAUUCCCUCGUAGAAAUGGCGGACGAGGAGAUUCAAGACAUGAUUAACACGGCGCUUUCCUCGGGCAACCACAUGAUCAAUCUUCUUAAUGACAUUCUAAGCCUUUCCAAAAACAGGCACCUCUCCAACGCGAUUGCCGACGACCGGAUGAGAUACAGCCAAUUGGCUGAUGACGCAGUUCAAGGGCUACGGUCGCUCGCACUGAGCAAGCACAUUGAAUUCACUUGCGAAGUCAUACCUCCAGAGAACAACCUCAUUGUCGUCACGGAUAAGACCAAACUGUUUCAGAUCAUCUCCAACAUCGUCAACAAUGCAAUAAAGUUCUCUGCUGGAAAAACUGUCAAGGUUCAGCUCAGUCUUUGCGACUCGAUGAAGGAUGCGGUUGAAAAGUGGGCCAAGGAUUCAUCACGAUACACAUCGACAGUGUGCAAUAUGGAAGAGGGCGAGCUGUUUCAUUCAGUAGAAAACGUCAAGGCGCAUCUAUCUAGAUCAGCCGAAGACAAGUCUGGGAAAAAGUGGAUGGUUCUGAUGGUAGCAGACACUGGUUGCGGGAUACGUCCGAACGAGCUUGCAGAAAUGUUUCAACCUUACAACCAAGAGAGCAGAGGAAGCAACAGAAUAUUCCAAGGGACAGGGCUGGGGCUCUUCAUUUGUGUCACUCUCUGCCAGCAAUUAAACGGGUUUCUGUCCUGUUCAAGUGCGCACGGCAACGGAACCGCAUUUCACAUCGGAAUCCCGGUCCAGGUUGAGGAAUCGCAGGGUAGCGAUGCAGAAAACCCCGAUGAGGCGAAUGCGGGCUUGUCUGCUUCUAUCCAGAACCGCCCGAUUUCAAUCCGUGGCCCUAUUGUGGUUUGCGACGACAACGUUGUCAACGUGAAGAUUUUGAAGCGAGGGUUGCAGUUGGACUUGAAAAACCACGACUUGGGGCAUCUUGAAGUAUUGACUGCCGAUGGAGGGUUGCCUGUGUUUGCCUUGUACAAAGAAAGACAUCCCUCGCUCUUGUUUAUUGACUAUCACAUGCCGGACGAAGAUGGAUCAGAGGCGACGCGAAGGAUACGUAGCUACGAAGCUGAAAAAGGUCUUCCGCCGGCGUACAUAAUAAUCUACACGGCCGAUUUGACGGACGAGGCAACGUCUCAUUUACGGGCUUGUGGGACGAACGAGAUCAUGGAGAAGCCCCCACCGAAAGGCUUCAUAGCCUCCAUUGUCAAGCGGAUGGUUGUUGAGGCUGACAGUAGCUAGCGUGUAACUCUCCAAACUACUCGUAGCAAGUUCCAGGUACUGUAGCGCACAGGGUCCAACAGUUUGUUUGGAAAGGUGAAGCUGAAAAACUAGACCUGCGGGGUGAUAUAUACUGUACCGCCAUUCAAGCUACGGACCCAGCAAUAAAUGGUUCUAGAAGUACAAUUUAAAACACCGAGACAAUAGACAGUUCUGAGUUCUGCAACAAGAUUAGAUAACAAUCCAAGCAAGACUAUUUGAAAAGGCUGAAUGAUGGCUGAGAUAUGGGCAUUACCAGUAUACAUCACCCGUUGGUACAUGUCCUGUGUACGCUUGCUUUGAGUCCAGUAAUAAGGGCCCUUGCAACCAUAAGAUAUGAAAGUUUUGUUGUCCCAGUGCCUUUAAAAAAUUGCUCGUUGAGCUCAUCGUUGUUUCAAUUCACGUACCAGUACUAAUACUUUUUAGAAGUACCGUACGGCGCUCCGCAAUUGUACGCUCUGGACCAUUCCUUCCGUACCGGUACGGUUAGAAUGAGUAGCAAACGCGUUAUCUGCGUAAUUACGUAAAAAUUCUUUCUAAGGAGAAUGAGAGCAGAAUGAAGACACGAAGAAGUCCGUUUUUGAGAGUUCCGAGAAGAAUGAUGAGUCACAACCGUACCAGCCCAGCUACUGGCCAGUACCGGUACGGUGGUCUACUCGUACCAGUCCGUUCACGCGUUCAGAUGAGCGGUGCCAAUACCGGUGCGACCGUAGAAGAAGACGUCGAGUUAACCACGAAUCCCAGCCAGCGCUCCGUCAAUCCUGAGUUCGAGAACGGAUUUUGGUGAACUUCCCUCAAGGG